AAAUAAUCGAUUAUAUUAAGCAAUCGAGUAUUACGAGCAUUUCUCUUGAUUAUUCCCAUCACCAGGCGGCAGACACCGCUAUUCGCUAUUCGAAUCGUCAUUCACUGCGUUGUUUAUUGAAUAAUAUACAGAAGAUUUUAAGAUUCCUUGGAUUGCCGCGGUUUUUGCUGUUAUUGGUGAUUUGUGAAUUUCUGUGAGUUGUAUAAACCCAAAGUAAUUAACUAUAACUAUCUUGGUAUAAACUUAGUAUAACAUUGUAUUAAUUAAUAAUAUCAGUCAACAAUAAAAAAAAGUUAAAAAGUAUCCGUGUCCAACAUGAGUUUCAAUUUCGGGACGCCCAAAACCACAAAUCAGCCUUCAACGUUUACGAUGACUACACCAGCUGCCAAUACUCCGUGGGGAUCAACUCAAGCUCCAGCUGGUUUCUCCUUAGGAAGCAAUACCCAACCAGCUCCUACUGGUUUUUCAUUGGCUAAUACCACACAAGCAACAACUGGUUUUUCAUUAAGUAGUACCACACAAGCGUCAACUGGUUUCUCGUUGGGUGUUACAAACCAACCAUCUACUGGCUUCACAUUGGGAACAACUCCAGCAUCUACUGGAUUCUCGUUAGGUACAACUCAAGCAUCUAAUGUUUUUUCAUUGGGCUCAAAUCAAACAUCAACGGCUUUCUCUUUGGGUGCAACUCCAACUGUUUCUACUGGAUUCUCAUUAGCUAGUACCACCCAAGCACCUACUGGUUUCUCCUUAGUUACAACUCAAGCAUCUGCUGCCUUACCAUUGGCCACAACUCAAGUAUCAAAUGCUUUCUCAUUGGGUACAGUUCAAGCAUCAACUGCUUUCUCUUUGGGUACAACUCCAGCAGUUUCUACCAGUUUCUCAUUAGCUGGUACCACUCAAGUAUCUACUGGUUUCUCAAUGGGCACCACACAAGCAUCUACUGGUUUCUCAUUGACCACAACUCAAGCAUCUACUGGGUUCUCACUGGCCACAACUAAAUCUUCAACAGGUUUCUCUUUAGGUACAUCUCCAGCAGCUCCUACUGGUUUCUCGUUAGGCACAACAAGCGCUACUGGAUUUUCAUUGAGCUCUUCUGGAACAACCACAGCCCAAGCUACUACAAUCCAAACUACUGCAGUAAUUACUACCCAAGCUCCACCUGUUACAUCUCAAUCAGAUAGUCAAUCCAGUGCAGUUCAACCGACUAAUUUCCAACAGCUUAUUGAUUUAAUUAACAACUGGACUGUCAGCUUAGAAAAUCAAGAAAAACAAUUUCUUAAUCAAGCAAAUGAAAUAACAGUUUGGGAUAAUAUGUUGACAAAUCAAUCUGCUAAAUUGGUAAAACUGUAUGAUAUUCUGGAGCAAAAAGAAAAAGAACAAGUAGAUAUUGAAAAUGAACUUGACUUCUUGUUAUCCCAACAAAAAGAACUUGAAGAUUGUUUAGUUCCACUAGAACAAGAAUUACAAUCUGCUGAAGUAUUGAGUAGCUUGAACAAUGAAAGAGAACCAAUAUAUAAAGCGGCUCAAGAAAUCGAUAACCAAGUAAAACAAAUGUCAGGGGAUAUAAAAGAAAUAGUAAACAAUUUAAAUAAAGCCAACUCGAAAAAAGAUUCUGAUGAUGAUUUGGAUACUAUUUGUCGAAUAUUGAACUGUCAUAUGACAGCAUUACAGUACAUAGAACACAAUGCAGAAAAUUUAAGUUCAAUGGUAUCUGAAGUGAAUGAAGAACAUUCCCGUUUCUUAACUGCUGCUAAUGAUAACUCUUUUAUAUCUUUUAGGAAAUAAAUAUUAUUAUAAAAUUGAUAUUAAUAUUUCAGUAAAUUAUCUUCAUCCUUUAUUGUGUUUAAUCAUUAAACAUUAUAUUAUUAUGUAAAAUAUGAAAAGAUAUAAAACAUGUAUUAAAUAUUUAUGAAAUUUAUACUUGUAAUAAUUAAUAAAAACAUAAUAAUUUUUCAAUGAGUACCAAAUCAUUUGUAAUACAAAUUAAUUAAUUAAUUGACAAAAUAUGAAUGCUAAUGUAGUAAGUUAGAUUUGACACAAUUACAA
This is a messenger RNA of Acyrthosiphon pisum (pea aphid), 2046 nucleotides long. Its product is annotated as nucleoporin 62. Gene Ontology annotation, cellular component: nuclear pore central transport channel; nuclear pore. The coding region runs from base 316 to 1785 and encodes 489 amino acids. Lineage: Eukaryota; Metazoa; Arthropoda; Insecta; Hemiptera; Aphididae. Gene Ontology annotation, molecular function: phospholipid binding; structural constituent of nuclear pore. The record is from RefSeq and is a predicted model, not a curated record. The transcript has 6 exons. Gene Ontology annotation, biological process: protein import into nucleus; RNA export from nucleus.